UGCGUUAUGGGCACCGUGUACGAGGUACAAUCGUCCUUUGUUCGUCCGACCACCGACAUAUACCAACAAACAACGGGUCGUGAGAUGAAUCCCGAACAUUUGGUACUCCUCCGAGCGGCGUGGAUUUUCAGCCGCACGAUCGAUCCAUAUCCAGCAACAGGCACCUAGCCGGUCGUCGAAAUGCACUCCAAUCAUAAUGAAACCCGUUGUCAGUCGUACAGACAUGGAUAUUCUCUCGUGAGGGCCAUGUACCACCAACUCCCACACGCAUUGAGACAUGUGGAUACUAACCAGUGGCAACACACCAUGACUCUGCCACCAACUGUGGAU
Molecule: messenger RNA, 330 nt
Organism: Periconia digitata
Lineage: Eukaryota; Fungi; Ascomycota; Dothideomycetes; Pleosporales; Periconiaceae
Source: the annotation of a GenBank genome assembly